AUGUUUCUGACAGUUAAAGUUCGUCUGUACACCCUGUAUAUUUCAAAACAUUCACACCUACACAUUCAACGGUACACAUUCACACCUACACACUCAACGCUACACAUUCACACCUACACAUUCAACGCUACACAUUCGUCAUCUACACAUUCACACCUGCACAUUCAACGCUACACAUUCACACCUGCACAUUCAACGCUACACAUUCACACCUACACAUUCAACGCUACACAUUCACACCUACACAUUCAACGCUACACAUUCACACCUACACACUCAACGCACACAUUCACACCUACAUUCAACACAUUCGUCAUCUACAUUCACCUGCAUUCAACUUCAUUCACACCUGCACAUUCAACGCUACACAUUCACACCUGCACAUUCAACGCUACACAUUCACACCUACACAUUCAACGCUACACAUUCACACCUGCACAUUCAACGCUACACAUUCACACCUACACAUUCAACGCUACACAUUCACACCUACACAUUCACAGUGCCGAGGAUCACAGCAAAACAACUAAUUCUUCAGAAGCUCUUUGA
Messenger RNA from Homarus americanus (American lobster), 549 nucleotides. RefSeq lists its product as uncharacterized. The record is from RefSeq and is a predicted model, not a curated record. The coding region runs from base 1 to 549 and encodes 182 amino acids. Lineage: Eukaryota; Metazoa; Arthropoda; Malacostraca; Decapoda; Nephropidae. The transcript is spliced from 2 exons.